CUGCACUCAAGUCACCAUAUUUUUUGAUCUGCGUUGUUGCGCUACGCUGCUGCGAAGUUUGAGUCUGGUCAGGCUAGUACUGAAAGCCAUUGCAUAUUUUACACGAUAUGGAAUAAUUGUGUGGUGUAAGGUAAUUCCCCUGGUAUCACCACAGAACUGAAAUGCGGCCUAAAAGGAAUGACAUCAGAAUCUCCCGCAAAUUUGUACCUAAUCCUGUAGCUUUGAAAUCAAGCAAAAAAGAUCGGCGUCUUCGAUCUACAAGGAGUUCAAAGUUGAUUGAGAAAAAUGAAGACACCACUCAAACAUCUUCCUUUACUCAUAAUGACGAAGUUAGCUGUACAAAAGAUGGCCGCCUUCUUGAAAGUAGGAGGUCCAGAAAUGCUGGUGCUGCUAAACUGAAUUCCGUCCGGAAGUUAAAAGUGACUUCUGACUUAAAGCAGAAGCGUAGUGGUUCCAAUGAUAGCCGUAUACUUUUGACUGAUGAGAAGCGCAGACGGUCAGGAGCUGAAAACUACAUCAAUAAACGGUUUUUGUACGAUGUUGUGGAACCACCUAAGCGGAACCGCCAGAAAAAGUUCCCGCAUUUCACAGACCGAUCAACAGCUGCUUUGAUGGCUGUUUCAUCAGCUAAUCUACUGAAAAGACACAAGUCGAAGGUUGGCGUUUCUGUUCAUAAAGCAGAUGAUCAGGAUAUGUCUGCACAUGUAAGAAGCCGGCAUGGUAGACGUCUUAAACCGAAGCACGAGUAUAGUCCUUCUCGAUCGGAUGACGAGGAUCCUGUCACUGAUCACUCUCCAGUUACAGAUGCCAGUCGUCGAUCUAUGAAAAAGAAUAGGGUUUUUACACAAUCAUCGAAGUCGCGGCUUGCUGCACGGUCUGAUCAAGCAGUUUGGUCACGGAGUGAAAUUUCUAACAAAGGAUACUAUUCUGAUGAGAAUCAGGAUGGUGAACUGGAUAGAAUUCUUACUCCUAAAAGUUACUAUCCUGACGCAUCAUGUUUAUCAACCUACUCCGAUGUAUUCAACGAACUUCAAAAACCCGAGAAUCUUACCCACAAUAAAAUCUUGGAUAGUGUGGACGAAUACCGACACACGGAGUCAUCCAAAUUGAGAAAUCGCUUCAAUGUAAGACACGUAUUUAGUCCAAGUAGCAACCCUAAAGAAUCUACAAAUUCAUUUUCACGCCAAAAUGUGUUCUGUUCAAAUCAUAUUCCUGCAGAAGUUGAUCGUAAUUCUAGUGAUAUAAUUGACUUUUGCACAGGCUUGAAUGCUGAUCAGUUAACGCGAAUAAGAAAAACUUCAGAGGAAGCCACUGGACAGGAAGAUGACAUAGACUCUACGGAGUCACGUGGACUUAUUAAUAGACAAGUUCAGCAGUCCCAAGAUGAAUUAGAAGAGGACUUACUUGCUCCAGAACUCUCAAUAAUUACAGGUUCUUCCACUGUAGCUAAUCCUGAUGGCGUUUUGGUGUCCACCCUAACGGAUGCUGCAACAAUGUUAUCCUGUAAUUCAGUUUCGGGCAGUAGCCGAAGGAAAUCUCCCGUUAGACCAAUGCAGGUGCUCAGGACGAAAACUGCUCAUACUUCUACAGCAGCUACUAAUGUUUCACCGAAUAUAUUAGUUACAGGGUCCGAUAACAACCCGUUUGUUUUCACCUCGGCAUCAGUUGUUACAAAUCCUGUGUAUACAAGAUCGUCAGAUAUAGAUCUUGGCCAUGUUGGAGAUGUGCUAACAUCUGGGAUGUGUUCUGUUUUCCCUGGUAGCAAUACACAGUCGUUUGGGGAACCAAAUCAAUCCACAGAAAGCGGUUUUAGCGUGAAUAACUGCGAAUUGGAAAUUCACUCAAUAAAUAACCAAGCGCAUCAGAUUUUAUCAUCUGGAUCACCUCUUACAUUAACAUCUAUUACUUCUAUGGCACGAGUUCCUGUUUGUACUGAUGGUAUUAGUGGAUCUAAAGGGAAUGUGACUGUAUCAUCAGGCUUACUACCAUCACUUCUUACUCAGUCAAUUACACGUCCAGUUUCGGUCAUACAGCAGCCCAUCAUUUCCCGUGUUUUUAUGACCCCGAACACGACGCGUCCAGUCACAACUCCUGCUACUAAACCCAUAAUAUCUGUUCCUCCUUCAACUCUUGGUCCAAUUUCUGCUCGACGGCGUCCUACUAUUUUAAAACGAACCCCAGGAACAGGUAGUUCCGCAUCUUCCAACUCGUUGAUCACAUGUCGUCCAGCUGUCUUUGAAACAUCGGAAAGUGAUGCUGAUUUAUCAGCGUCACCUUCUAACCGUGCAAUUGGUGUAUUUAACUCUGGUACUUCUUCACAACUACAGAAACCUAUCAGCCUGAUAACUACUGAAGAGUCGGGAUCUUCCAGCAAUUUGAGUAAUGCAACCACCAAAUUAUUACAAUUAGUUACCACACCAUCAACUCCUUCAGAACGCCUAAAUCCGAAUCAAACUGCCAGUGAUCGUUUGUUUGGUAAGCGUCUUGUUGCGUAUAACAGAAAUACGUCACAAACUCCUAUAACAUCAUCAACCCCAACCCAGAAUUCAGUAACAACUUAUCAAAGUUCAACGUUAACAAAUACAACUACUAAUACUACAACUCCCUAUCGUUAUGCUGUUGUCCGAGGUUCUGCUGAUGGGAAGCAGUAUGUCCUAAUAAGCAAUCCGCGGUUAGUUGAUCAAACGGUUCAUGAAAAACCGAUUGUCACAGUGACGACAUCUGUAAAUGAUGCUACCCUUGAACCUGCCAACGUUUCAACAUCCCUUAUGGGUGAAAACUACAGCUCUGAACAACUUUUCCCUCUCGAAUCAUGUAUGUCACGAGCCUUUAAAGUGGAAAUCAAUGGUGCACACUUGAUUCGGACGAACUCAGAAGGGUGUUCCAUGCCUGGGAGUGAUCGGCAGAUCAGAACAAUUUAUACUACUGCUCAAGGAGUUACAACUAUGGCAGCUACAUAAUUGACAAAACUGAAUAAUAUUUUGACUCAUUUCAUUACCAGGUAUACUUUUGUUCAUCAUUGAAAGUUAUGUUUCUCAAGUUAGUCACUCUGUAAUUGUCAUUCAUUGUUAUAUAACCUUCUGGGUAAAAUAACUCACUUUUAUCAACCAUCUUGAACAUCCUAGUCGCUUAUUGAAUCAAUCGCCUUACCUCUUUUAACCUUUAGCUUUUAAUCCUAACUAUGUAUGGAUGUAUCCGCUCGUCAUACCUUCUCCUAUAUUUACAACAUGUCAUUUGCACUAGAAGAAUUGGUAUAUUUAUAUAUAUGUAUAUCCACAUGUAUGAAGAUAAGUGAGCUUAUUUUUCAUAUUUCCCUGAAUCUAAUCUUGUAUAAUGUAUAAUAUAUAACUUGAUUUCCUUUUUGUAACUUAUAUUGCGCCUUCAUUCUCUGUUCAGUCGUUUUCAUGUGUGUAUGUGUUUCCCAGCUUAUUUUUCAUGUCUGAAAAUUUUCCUCAGCUAAAUGAUAAUUCCCGUUUUUUCAUUCAAGGGAAAUAUAGUUUUGUACUGAAUGAAACAUGUUAACAAUUGGAAAGCGUUGUAUCUAUCCUUUUCUUGUUGUGAAUUGUUAUAUAAGUUAUAUUAAUAUGUGAUAUAAAAUAAUCACUUAAGAUGAAUCGGUUUUCUGUAAACUUUUGUUUGUUUUUUUGUCAUCAUUUGAAGAGAAUAAGACAAUGUAUAUAGUGAUGGUUUUCUAUGGUGUCCAGUUCAAUAACCAAUUGAAUGUGUGUGUGUUGAUAGUGAUAUUUUGUGAAAGUUGACAUGCAAGUGUUUAGAACUCGUACCAGAUUACACGAUGUAUUUUGCCACUGAUUUCACACAUACAUUUUGCCAAUGACACUUGAGGUUUGCUUUAAGUGAACUCUUAAAUUUAUUCAACUCCAAUAAAAUUGAAGUGAGAGAAUUCACUCG
Molecule: messenger RNA, 3909 nt
Organism: Heterobilharzia americana
Lineage: Eukaryota; Metazoa; Platyhelminthes; Trematoda; Strigeidida; Schistosomatidae
Source: the annotation of a GenBank genome assembly